Molecule: messenger RNA, 1440 nt
Organism: Epinephelus fuscoguttatus (brown-marbled grouper)
Lineage: Eukaryota; Metazoa; Chordata; Actinopteri; Perciformes; Serranidae
Product: GTPase IMAP family member 4-like
Exons: 1
Coding region: 2-802 (266 amino acids)
Molecular function (GO): GTP binding
Source: RefSeq, a predicted model, not a curated record
CAUGGACAAAACAACUAAAGAUGUAGGCCAGUGCAUCUCUUUCGCUGCUCCUGGACCCCACGUGUUCCUGGUGGUCAUCAUGCCGGGCAGAUUCACUGAAGAGGAAAAGCAGACGGUGCAAAAGAUUCAAGAAAUCUUCGGCCAGGCUGCAGACAGAUACAGCAUGGUUCUCUUUACUCAUGGUGACCUUCUUGGAGAAACAACUAUUGAGGAGUUCUUGGCUGAAAGCCCUGACCUGCAAGAAGUUGUGGCCAGAUGUAAUGGCCAGUACCAUGUCUUCAAUAAUAAGACAAAUGAUCGUUCUCAGGUCACUGAGCUGCUCCAGAAGAUCAGAAAUUUAACCCAGAGGAACGGAGGCAGCCACUACACCAACGAGAUGUUCCAAGAGGCUGAGAGGAAAAUCGAAGCUGAGAAACAACGCAUCCUGAGAGAGAAAGAAGAGCAAGAACGCAGAGAAAGAGAGGAAAUAGAGAGGAAGCUACAGGAGCAAUACGAGGAACAGAUGAGGAGAAUUUAUCAACAACGCCAGGCUGAGAGGGAGAGGGAAAGAAUACAGAGAGAGGAGGAGUUGAGGCGGGAGAGGGAGAGGAGGGAGGAGGAGAUGAGGAGGGAGAGAGAGAAAAGAGAAGCAGAAAGGAGGAGAGAGGAAGAGGAGAGAGAGAGGCAGCUUGAAAAUAUGAGGAGACGGUUAGCAGAAGAGCGUGAAAGACAGCUGGAGGAGGAAAGAGAGAGGUUGAGACAGCAAGAAGAGCGGCAAGUAGUGUAUGUACACACUCAGCAAGAUGACUGUACAAUUCUUUGAUUUGGUUUUCAAGUCUUUGUAUUUGUGUGCUUGUGUGCUGAUAUGAAAAAAACUUUAAAAAAAAUUUAACUAUUUAAAUGUAUAAGAGGAGGGAAGGGUUGAACCUCUCUCCUCUCACGGUACAUGGAUGGUAAUGACAGCUUAUUAGCCAUUUCUACCUCAAGUUAACAUACCCAUUAACUUUGAAAAUGACACUGUUACAGUUUAAAACCUAGAAGAACCAUCAUCAGCAGAAAUGCAGAUAAUAUAGGUACUGUAUUGGCUACCACUGAAAAGCUGACAAAUGACAAUGAGUUCACUACCUCCUUUAGCAACAAAAUUCAAUGUAUUAGAUUAAUAAAUCAAAUCCCCAAAACAAAACAGAAAGAUUUGUGAGACAUGACAAAUUUUGGUGCUUUGAGCUACAGAAUGCCUGCAGUAUUUUAUGUUGCAGAUUAAGAAUCAAAUAAUAAGCCCAAUGAAAUAAAAUAUUUUGAAUGUUUGUCGACCAGUAACUUAAAUAACUUGAACCUGAACUACUUGUUUUACUUGGCAACUCUGUAAUCAUCCAUCAAAGAAAACAUGGAAUGGCAGCGUUUAAUUACUUUUCACCACAAAGCUAGAAAAACUUCUGCUAUAUGUGUUUCUCAGGCCCUGAU